This is a messenger RNA of Exophiala aquamarina CBS 119918, 546 nucleotides long. RefSeq lists its product as uncharacterized. Bases 1 to 546 code for a protein of 181 amino acids. Lineage: Eukaryota; Fungi; Ascomycota; Eurotiomycetes; Chaetothyriales; Herpotrichiellaceae. The record is from RefSeq and is a predicted model, not a curated record. The transcript has a single exon.
AUGUCAUUUAACAUCGAUAGCGCCACAAACAGGAUCAAGAUGCUGGGGGCUAGUAGUUCGCAGUGCCUCUCAAAAUCCUUAGACGUAUACUUCAAGUCGGCUAACUCGAAGCCUUUAUCAAAUAUCUUCAGGCAUGGCAUGAGACAUGUGGAAGAGCUCAAUCUUGCUCCUGUUCUUUCAUGGCCACCAUUGCCAGACGCAGCGACCUGCUCGGCACGCUUAGAGGUAUUCUUCACCCGUAUCCAUGUCAUCUAUCCUGUCUUCGACAUCGACUUCUUCAAGGCAACUGUCAUCAAACUGGCUUCCGUCUCCAACCUUAUGGCUUUGCCACAAGAGCAAAUCCCGCUGCUCGUGUCCGCAUAUCUUGUGAUGAGUUUGGGCGCCGAUGAAGUUGCUCACAAACUUACUCCGGAUGGAGGAAAGUUUAUGGAAGCAGCAGCAGGAUUGGUAGGUCAUGUGGUCUUUAUGCCAUACCUUGCUUCAGUACAAUGUUUGCUCCUAUUCACCAUAGUCUGUCGAGGACAGAAUCAAGACGGUGUCGGAUAG